CUUAUUGUAGAUACUAUAUACGAUGAGGAUGAAGUUCUGCUGGCCUUAGCUGAACAACUUGGAUCGUUCACUCCCCUUGUAGGAGGCCCAACGUAUGUCAACUGUUUGUUGCCUCCGCUUGAGAGCCUGGCCACUGUGGAGGAGACAGUGGUACGGGACAAAGCGGUGGAGUCGCUGCGAACCGUCUCCAAGGAGCACUCCUCAUCCGAUCUGGAGCGUUACUUUGUGCCGCUGGUGAAGCGUCUGGCUGGCGGUGAUUGGUUCACCUCACGGACCUCGGCCUGUGGCCUCUUCAGUGUGUGUUACCAGCGUGUCUCCAACCCAGUCAAGGCAGAGCUGAGGCUGAACUUUAAGAAUCUGUGCGCGGAUGACACUCCCAUGGUGCGCCGAGCUGCUGCUUCAAAGCUGGGCGAGUUUGCCAAGGUCCUGGAGCUGGAAAACCUGAAGUCCGAGGUUCUCCCCAUGUUCACAGCAUUGGCCUCUGACGAGCAGGACUCUGUGCGGCUCCUGGCGGUCGAAGCCUGUGUGAGUAUCGCCCAGCUCUUGAAGCGCGACGAGGUGGAGAAGCUGGUGAUGCCCACCCUGCACCAGGCGGUGGAAGACAAAUCCUGGCGCGUGCGCUACAUGGUGGCGGACAAAUUUACUGAGUUGCAGAAAGCCAUCGGGCCAGAGAUUACCAAGAAGGACCUGGUGCCAGCCUUUCAGAACCUGCUGAAAGACUGUGAAGCUGAGGUGCGGGCAUCCGCUGCCAACAAGAUCAAAGAUUUCUGUGAGAAUCUGCCCACAGAGGGACAGCAGCAGAUUAUAAUGACCCACAUCCUACCCACUGUUAAAGAGCUGGUAUCGGAUGCAAAUGAGCAUGUGAAGUCUGCCCUGGCUGCUGUUAUCAUGGGCUUGUCUCCAAUGCUGGGGAAGGAGAACACCAUUGAGCACCUCCUGCCCCUCUUCCUCGCACAGCUGAAAGAUGAUUGCCCAGAGGUCCGACUGAACAUCAUUUCCAACCUGGACUGUGUGAAUGAGGUGAUUGGCAUCAGGCAGCUGUCACAGUCUCUGCUCCCUGCCAUUGUUGAGCUGGCAGAAGAUGCAAAAUGGCGGGUGCGAUUGGCCAUCAUCGAGUACAUGCCUCUGUUAGCAGGCCAGCUGGGUGUUGAUUUCUUCAAUGAGAAACUGAACUCACUCUGCAUGGCUUGGCUGGUGGAUCAUGUGUACGCCAUUCGUGAGGCAGCCACCAACAAUUUGAAGAAGCUCACCCAGAAGUUCGGCAAGGUUUGGGCUCAGAACACCAUCCUUCCCAAGGUGCUGUCUAUGUCAACCAAUCCCAACUACCUCCACCGAAUGACCACUCUCUUCUGCGUCAAUGCUCUGUACGAAGUCUGCGGGAAAGAUAUCACCACCAAAAUAAUGCUGCCCACUAUCCUGCGGAUGGGGAGUGAUGCCGUGGCGAACGUUCGUUUCAAUGUGGCCAAGACGCUGCAAAAGAUCGGGUCCAUCCUGGAUUACAGCCCGUUGCAUAACGAAGUGAAGCCGGUGCUCGAAAAACUGAGCAGGGACCAGGAUAUCGAUGUGAAAUACUUCGCCCAGGAAGCGUUAAACGUGCUGUGCCUGAAUUAAAGUGGGGUUGAUCCAGACUCCAUGGUCACUGCCUUCACACGUUCAGCACCUGAGCAGCCUGCACGAUCGAGAGUGUCUUCUCCUCUAAACUACCGAGCUCGUCCUGGGCAGGCAGGCAGGGAGGAAAGAACGCUCAAAAGAGAUUCAUCUCUCAACCAGAAGCUGAGUGCUAACAGCUUCGCUGUGCUCAGUUUGCCACUUCACUGAAAGCAAUGCCUUGUCCAGAAUUGUUACCUCAUCUUCUCUCCUUCCCUUCUUCCCAAGUUUCUCUCCCCUUCUGCUGCUCGACUCUCUUGUUUUUCCUUAAAACCUGCAGUUCACAAUGUUACAAAUGAAAUUUUGGUCAUUUUCUGUUGCUGUUCUAACUGGUUGACACACAAAUGAAUUGUUGUAAAAUAAAGAUAGUUCAAGUGUUUACUUCAA
This is a messenger RNA of Rhincodon typus (whale shark), 2034 nucleotides long. Its product is annotated as serine/threonine-protein phosphatase 2A 65 kDa regulatory subunit A alpha isoform-like. The record is from RefSeq and is a predicted model, not a curated record. The transcript is spliced from 13 exons. Gene Ontology annotation, molecular function: protein binding; protein phosphatase regulator activity. Gene Ontology annotation, cellular component: protein phosphatase type 2A complex; cytoplasm. Gene Ontology annotation, biological process: protein dephosphorylation. The annotation marks the transcript as partial. Lineage: Eukaryota; Metazoa; Chordata; Chondrichthyes; Orectolobiformes; Rhincodontidae.